AGAGAGAGAGCGCGCUCGGUAGAGAGAGGGAGGGAGGGAGGCAGAGUGAGGAGGGAAGAGGGGACAGAGAGCAGCGAUCAGUCUCCGCUGCACUCACUGUCGGUCGCUCCGGUGGAAGCUCCGCGCGCGGCUCUCAGCGCCUCUUUCUCCAGUCAGUCAAACCCUGAAUGACUAUGACUGGUGGAUCCAUCUCCCAGUCCACAGUGAUCCAGCUGGGAAGAUAGAACAUAUUUGCGACCUACAGAUCCUGCACUUCCACCGGGGAAAAUGAGGACUACCUUACUGGGCGUCAUAUGGCUGUGUCUCGGCCUGUACCUGGAUGUGUUGUCUUUGAGUGGACAGAGGAUAGAGACAGUGGAUGGAGAGGGAAGUCAGGCGGCAGUCAGAGGAGAAAAGCUGCUCAAGCGAGUAAGACGGGGCUGGAUGUGGAACCAGUUUUUCCUAACAGAGGAGUACACAGGAAGUGACUAUCAGUACAUUGGCAAGCUCCAGUCAGACCAGGACCAUGGCAAUGGCUUAGUGAAGUAUGUUCUGUCUGGCGAGGGGGCUGGCUCCAUCUUUGUCAUCGACGAGAAUAACGGCGACCUGCACGCCACCCGCCGCUUGGAUCGUGAGGAAAAGGCUUUUUAUAUCCUCAAAGCCACGGUGGUCAACAAACGGACAGGUCAAAAGCUGGAACCAGAGACAGAGUUCAUCGUCAAACUCCACGACAUCAACGAUAAUGAGCCUCAGUUCAGCAAAGAGGUUUACACUGGGAGCGUACCUGAGAGGUCUGACAUCGGUACAUCAGUCAUCCAGGUGACAGCUACAGAUGCUGACGACAGUAUGUAUGGGAGCAGUGCCAAACUGGUGUACAGCAUCAGCCAGGGACACCCAUACUUCUCUGUGGACCCGAACACAGGUGUGAUCCGGACGGCCUUGGGUCCUGGUGACAUGGACCGCGAGCAGAGGGAGCACUACCAGGUGGUGAUCGAGGCCAAAGACAUGGGCGGACAGAGAGGAGGGCUCACUGGGACCACGGUGGUGAACAUCACUCUCACCGAUGUCAAUGAUAAUCCUCCCCGCUUCACUCAGAGUAUUUACCAGUUCAGAGUUCCUGAGUCGUCCAAGUCUGGCACUCCAGUCGGGAGAAUUCAAGCCACUGACAGAGACAUUGGGAAGAACUCUGAGAUGUACUUCACCAUCGUCAGUGGAGAUGGUAUGGACAUGUUUGAGAUCUCCACAGACAAAGACACCCAGGAGGGAGUCAUCACCGUGAGCAAGCCUUUGGAUUAUGAGAAGAAGCCGUCGUACACGGUAGAGAUCCAGGUCCAGAACACCCAGGUGGACCCUCGCUUCAUGUCCGCUGGCUCCAAAGACAUGGCCACAAUCCGGAUCGGUGUGGAGGAUGUAGAUGAGCCACCGCUGUUCGACAAGGCCAGCUAUCUGAUGGAGGUGAAGGAAGACGCUGAGGUGGGCGUGGCUGUGGGCUCUGUCAGCGCCAUGGACCCGGAUGGUGUCCGCAGCAUGGUCAAGUACUCGAUCGACCGCCGCACCGACAUGGACCGCCUGUUCAACGUCCAUCCGGGGAACGGCUCCGUGUUUCUGCUCAAAGGCCUGGACAGAGAGGAGACGGCCUGGCAUAACAUUUCAGUCAUUGCCACCGAGUUCAAUAAUCCCCGUCAGAGCAGCCACGUCCCCGUCUAUAUCCGCCUGCUGGACAUCAACGACAACGCUCCCACCUUCGCCACCAUCUAUGAAACCUUUGUCUGUGAGAGAACCAAGGCUGGUCAGCGUAUCCAGACGGUCAGCGCCGUUGAUGCCGACGAGCCGUCGUCAGGACACAAGUUCUAUUUCAGCCUGGCCUCUGAGGGGACGCACCGCAGCAACUUCACCGUCCGAGACAACGGAGAUAACACUGCCGGCAUCCUGACACGUCGAGCCAGCUAUAGCCGCCUGCACCAGAGCGUCUACCUGGUUCCCGUGGUGAUCACCGACGGCGACUACCCCAUGCAGAGCAGCACCGGGACCCUCACCGUGAGGGUGUGCACCUGCGACCGCGACGGCAACAUCGAGCUGUGCAACGCCGUGGCUCUGAGCAGCUCUCCCGGCAUCAGCACUGGAGCGCUCAUUGCCAUCCUCCUGUGUGCCAUCAUACUGCUGAUGAUCGUGGUUCUCUUCACGGCACUGAAACGCCAAAGGAAGCAGGAACCUCUCAUCAUCUCUAAGGAGGAUGUCCGGGACAACGUGGUGAGCUACAAUGAUGAAGGCGGCGGUGAGGAGGACACCCAAGCUUUUGACAUCGGAGCACUGCGACACCCGGACGCUGCCGCAGCCUUGGAGGAAUCUGCCAAGCAGAGGCGUGACAUCAUCCCCACCGACACCCUGCUGUACCCACCACACCGCCGCCCCGCCCCCGCCGCCUCUGGCCUCAUCAUGCCGCCGGUCAGCUUGGGAUCGCGGGAUAACGGGGACGUACGCGAAUUCAUCAACCAGCGAGUUCUGGAGAACGACUGUAACCCGACAGCACCGCCGUACGACUCGCUGGCCACCUACGCCUAUGAGGGCGCCGGCUCGGUGGCCGAGUCUCUGAGCUCGUUGGGCUCGGCUUCGUCUGAGGCUGAGCAGGACUACCACUACCUGAGUGACUGGGGGCCCAGGUUCAGGAAACUAGCUGACCUGUAUGGGGCCGAGGACAGUGACUUCUCCUAACAAAGAAACCACACACACACACACAAACACACACACACACACACACACACACACACACACACAGAUGCAGGGCCAGGCACAGCUACAUCUCACUACAAACUCACUCUAAGAGAUUGUAAACGUUGCUGAGAAGCUUUAAAACACGUGAGAACUUAAACAUAGACAAACACACACCCCACAACAAGAACCAACAGAUGUGCUGGCAGAUGUUAAUUCCAUUUAAUGGGAUAUUCAAGAACGGCACCUGACCUUUGACCGGCCCUCACUGCACAUGGAUCCCUACAUGGAGCUUAACAAGUCUUUUUCAGAAGCGGACAAAAGUCCUACAUGUGUGUUUUGGGAGUGGUAAUGUCACUCAACCAGCACAACGGUGGAGCCAAAGAUCUUCAGUUUCACCAGUGUGAACCUCUUCAAAGACUCAUUUCAGUCCUGAAGUUAAAAAUCAAAGUUGAAUGGUGUUUUGUAUUAAGAAUUGGACUUUCAGGUUUUGCUUUAAUCUCUCCUGGGUCACCAAAUAACCAGUGUGCGGAGUGUGUGCCGUUCCAGGCGGACUGAAUGGAGUGUUUGGAACCAGGUCAAUCAACAAAAACCCAAACAAAAAAAAAAAAAGUGUAGUUAUUUCAGUUUUUUCUUUUUUGACUAAGUGCCCUUCUGCUGCCCUUCCAGCUGAACUGAGGACGCCUGCAGGCUGGUUGAGACUGGAGGGGGCUAACCACUCUCACAUGAUUGCUUUUUGUCCUUUUUGCUGUCUUGUACAAAAAUGAGCAUUCCAGAGGAGCAGUUCUGAAGGGUCCUCGCUGGAAAGUCGCCUUCUUCGGGACACAGAGUAAAAACAUAAGUCGUUUGACUAAAUGCACUGAUUUCUUUAUGUUUACGCGGGUUUUUGGAUUUUUUUUUUUUUUUUGUGCUGCACACAAAACGAAAAUAUGUGCUUCUAGAUCAUUUCUAGAUUUUUUAGCUUCUUGAUUAAGUGUAUAUUGUGUCAGAACUGUGGUUGACUUGAAUUAUACUGGAAGUAAACUAAGUUCUAUAAAUCUUUAAUUUCACUGGAACAAAAUACAACUUCAGAUAUCACACACAGACAGCUGGUGAACAAUGUCGCAGUAUUUUCAUUGGGAAUAUGCUUUACAUUUACAUGAAGGACUUUCACAGUAGGGCUGUCACUUUUUAUAACUGUCAUAACUCAUCAAGCCAUUUAUAAGAGAGACUGUAGUUAUGGUCAGAUAUUAAAGCUGCACUAAUCAUUACUUUUAUUAUAACAAUGGAUCAAAUGACUACAAGUUAUAUGAAAGGCGUGACGUGAAGAACGACCCUGCAGAGAAUUAUCAUUGAGUGUUUUAGUGUCUUUCAGCUCAUGGUUUUGAUUUUCAGACCACGACCGUCUUGUUCUGGUUCAGCUAUUGAAUCUCAUCAGCCUCAUUUCCAGCAGCAGCUGUUGUUAGUGAACAAGCUCAAACAAACUCAAUGGACACGACCUGACCAGCAUCGACCUGAACAGCAGACUGACAAAAUCAGGGAUUAGCUGGUUGUGAUGCACAGGUCAGGGUUUUUUAACAGCACCACCCACCCUGCAGCCACCUGGACCUGACCCCACCCACAAACCACCAACUUUUAGCUGUAUCUGUUACCCUGUUCACACCUCUUCACACCUGCAUUAACAUCUGUCUCUGCAUUGAGGACGCAUUUGAGAUCGGAUCACUCAGACCACAUUCAGAGGUGGUGUGGACCACAUGUGUCCACAUUCUUUUAGCUGUGUGAACAUGAAUGUGUCCUCGGCCACAUUGAAGGACCAACUGCUCUACUGACGUCCUCUGUCUCAGUCUGAUUAAUCCAACACAGUUAUAAUGAACCAAAAAUAUUCUACUAUUUAAAUGGAUAAAACCAGAUUUCAUUGUAGGUAGAGCUGUGAGCAGAGCAAUGACUCACUCAUCCCUCUGUGCCUCUCUCUCUCUCUCUCUCUCUCUCUCUUGCUCUCUCACACACACACACACCCAAAAACACAUUAACAACAGACCUGUCUGUCUGAUUGGCUGAAGGGAACAACACAUACCUGUUUAUUUGCAUAGAAAGCAGGAAGUGAGAUCUGAUCACAAGUGGUCACUGGAGACACAUUUUAAAUCCAGGUGUGAACUGACGUACACUGGUGAUCGGAUCACUGAAGACACAUGUUAAUGCUCUCUCUCUCUCUCUCCCUCUCUCUCUUUCUCUCUCUCACACACACACACCACACACACACACGUACAUAUACAAAUCUUAAUGGUGAACCUGAACAAUGAACACUGUAUAAACUACAGUCUGGAUGCAGAGAGAUGUGUGCAGGUUGGUUUAUACUGUAGUUCAGUGACACCACGUCAUAGGAGGACCUGCACCUUCUGAUCUGUGUGUGUGUUUGUUUGAGAGAGAGUUUGUGAUGGAAUGGAGGAGAAGGUGGACUAAUGUUUUUGUUUCCACCUGCUGGAAGUUGUGUUGUUUCAUAACCACACCUGCCCUGCAGGUUCUGGGUCGACUCGUGCAUCACUGCUAGCUGGUGAACAUAUCACAGUAUUCAUCAGAUGGACUCGAACAUAACUCUAAAUGUUAGUUUUGCUCCCUAUCGGCUCAACAUAAGCAACUGUUUGCUAACAUAUUAGCCACAACAACAAAGACUAACUGAUAAUGUGUCAGUGUUUUGUUAAAGCAGAAGCUUAGCUUAGCUUAGCUUAGCUUAGCAUAAUGACUGAAAAGGGGGAAAUGGAAAACAGAAAUAAAUCCACCUCUAAAGCUUCCAACUGACAACUCUGACACUUUCAAUACGAAAAGCAAAGUGUAAAAACUCUAUCGUGGCUGGAUGCACUAACUUCCUUGAGUCUCUGCUUGUUGACCUGACAACAGGUAAAAUUAAAAGUAACUAGCAAGGCGUGCUAAUCAGCAAAUCAUGACACCAAACCAACUGAGAAGUAUUGUGCUGAAGCAUUUUGGAUUCAACUGCACAGAUGGAGAAACACAAGAUAAACAUGAGGCUGUCGAUGCAACAGAACAGUAACAUUACCAUGACGACAAACCCGGAGUCACCUUGUUAGUUACCUGUCAAUCAAGAGACAUGAACCCUGUCGGUUGACCAGCAUAACACUAAGAUCAGGAUAUGUGGGUUACCUUCAAAUGCAGCAGACAAAUGAAUACAUGACCUUUCCUUAUUGGAUCAAAGUAGAUUUCUUGAAAAAGUGACAGACCUACUUCAUAGCCAGCAUUUCAGCUUGAAUGUCUUUCAGUGACUGCUAACAUCAUUGUUAGUUUACUCGAAAAGGAACGAGGAGGAAAAAGAAACUACUGUCCUUAUGUACCGGAGUAUUUGCGUAUUUUCUUCAGCCCACCCUGUGUCUCAUUCAGAGACGUGAGGUUUGAUAAAUGUUGUAAUUCAGCAGCACUGGGAGGCAGUGUAUUUACCAUCUGCUUUGAUGUCACACUCAGUACUGAAGCAAAAAGUCAAAAUCACAACAGUCAACCUCAGUGCCAUGUUAAAAAAAAACACACAUUAGUUUGAGGAAUUAAUCUCUGAAGUCAGGGUUCAUAUAUGUGAUUCAGACUUUUGUUAUCCUGACUCGAUAGCAGGCAUUUGUAUUGUAUUUCCAAUAAGAGCAGCAGUUUGUUCCAGUUGUGUUUCGUGACCGUGGUCUGCUCCGAAGGCUUCAAACAAACAAUGUCCACAUAUUUUUCUUUAUAUUGUAAUUCAUUCUUUUUUGUACCAAAUAUUUAUAGGACACAAUGAUGACAUCGCCGGAGGAAAAAGAAAUCAAGAUAACCUCCAGCUUUCACUGUUUUUUAAAUGUAAUUUUGGAGGUGUGAAACUUGCUGUAGGCAGUCUGUAUAUACUGAUGUAUUAUCAAGUUGUUUAAUUUUGUCAAAAUAAACUUUUACAGAAAUGUUG
Seriola aureovittata is the source of this 6595-nucleotide messenger RNA. RefSeq names its product cadherin-6-like. Gene Ontology annotation, cellular component: plasma membrane; catenin complex; adherens junction. The record is from RefSeq and is a predicted model, not a curated record. The transcript is spliced from 12 exons. Gene Ontology annotation, biological process: calcium-dependent cell-cell adhesion; adherens junction organization; homophilic cell-cell adhesion. Bases 268 to 2691 code for a protein of 807 amino acids. Gene Ontology annotation, molecular function: cadherin binding; calcium ion binding. NCBI's taxonomy places the organism in Eukaryota, Metazoa, Chordata, Actinopteri, Carangiformes, Carangidae.